UUCUGACUCCAUUACUCGUGUAUCGUACCUAAGUUUAUGUUUUUAUUUAAAUUGAUUUUUUGUGUGUAGGUGUGCUGAUGAGCGGCCACAUGCAGACAUGAUACAAGCCAGGUCAAUCACUUCAUUUAUUACGGUAUAGCCUAAUUCCUGAAUUCCCAGAAAUUUGGGCCUACGGCACAAUAAAUAACAAAAUAUUCUAUUCAGCCAAUACCAUACCGUAACCUAUUUAUCUUGUUAGCCUCGAGGUUGCUUCUGUCCAGGAAAUGCUGGAAUGUUUUUACUCUACUGGCACCUUUAAGUUUAUAUUCAGUAGAGCACAGUUCUCUGAUUCCAAGAUGUCCUGACAUUUAGUUCAAAAAAACAAACACUCAAUUUGUCUCUAAAAGAAGGGCUUGUGGCAUGACGGCAGACGCGUCAAUCUGGAUAUCCAGACUGUCUUGUGAAGGAGGGGUUUGCAAUUCCUUUUAUAAUUGAUGUCUUUUAUUGUGGGGGCUAUUCUUGGAAUUGGAGAACUGCGCUGUACUAAUAUUAGUCAUUGGAAUGCAGCAUACUUCAUACGGUAAGUUCUAUUUGCCAAUCUCAAUAUCCGAGUAUGCUCUGGACAUUAUUCUCAUAUUUACAGAAUAACUCACUUUUCGAAUUCUCAAAUUUAUUUUACAGAAUAUAAAUUCAUUAUACUGAUGUUAUAAUCUUAAUAAUGCCACGUAAACUUGGCUACAGCAUCGUUGGAAGCACUGGGGAAUCUGAAGGCUAUUCUGCCAGAAAUUUGGAAGAGCAUAGUCCGACUGUAGCAGGAUGGCAAACCCCACGCUUCUGCGUUUAUCCACAAGAGUUGAUUGUUCAACUGAAAGAACCAGCAAGGCUGAAAAAACUACAACUUUUAGCUCAUCAGUAUCUCAUUCCAACGAAAGUUGAGUUUUAUAUCGGGGGUGUCGAUGGUUCCAGGAAUUUUAAACGACUUGGUUAUAUAUAUUUAUCCAGUAAUGAGAAAACUGGUUACAAAUCGAGGGAAUUGAAGUCGGUUCAUGUUGAUACAGAAGGCACAAUGCUGAAGCUCGUUUUGCAUAAAAACCAUUUAAACAAAUUUAACUUGUAUAAUCAGGUUAGCAUCAUGGCUUUCAAUAUUAUCGGCGAUUUACAAUCUGAUCAAAAUGAGCUGCGAAAUAGCGGGAAUUUCUUAAACGACAGUCCACAUAAAAAUCCUGAUUAUAUAUCUCCGAUGGAUGAUUUGGCCUUUGACCUUUAUCAGGACCCAGAAGUUGCAAGAAUUAUCCGGCGUUUGGAUACGCAAAAAAAUGAGUGUGUCAGACUAGAAAAUUUUGACGCUGCUAAAAAGAUGAAACAAGCGAUUGCAGAUUUACGAAAAGUUGGUGAAAAACUUGCGAGGUACGAACUAGAUAAAAGAAAGGCCGUGGAAGACGAAGAUUAUGAUCUUGCAAAAAGCAAGAAAGCACAAAUGGAAGAAUAUCGUUUAAAAGUUUAUCAACAAUUACGUAAUUACGGCCUUGUUGAAGAAGCUGGGAUCCCACAUUACUUUGAAAUGGAAAACCCUCUUCCUAGAGAUUCUUACCAGCGUGAAGAGCCUCCACGGCAUCAACAUUACGCUGCAGAAGAUCGCCAGCCUUACGCACAACCGGACACUGUGCCAAAUACAGCGCUAUCUCCUGUGGCUGAAGCAUCGAGCGUUGUAUCUCCAAGACAAACGGAGGAUGGCACUCUCAGUCCACAAGCAUCCCAACAUCCUCAUCAUGAAUUGGAACACACACAAGAAUUACAUGAUGAUAGUUUUCAAAGUAUUGCUUCCCCGAGAACUGAUGUCCGUGCAUCAUAUGAUGAUAAAAUUAUUCCUGCGUUGAACAAGAAAAAUGCCCCUCCAGCUGAAGAACCACCAUUGGACACCGACACUUUACCUCCAGGGGCGGAAAGAAAUGUUCCAAGCGGAGAACCAGAACCUAUGUCAGAAAAAAGCAUUCGAGAAGCGUCAUCAGCUAUUGAUGUUUUUGGUUUGCCUUUGAUUUCAGGAGCGUAUUCAAAAACGUUUUCCUUUCGAGAAGAUGCUCUUUUGGCGAUGUAUAAAAAGCUGAAAGAACUACCACCUGAUACCAGUAAAGAUCAACUUAAAGCAUAUCUUCGAGCUACGGUCUUCAUCUUAAAGCGUCUAAUACGAGACAAGGUUCAUUCCGUGUUCACAGCUUCUUUACAAGUACUGGAACUUCUUCUGACAUUCUUUAUUCCCCAGCACCAUCUUGGGAAGAACGACCUAUCGUAUACGAUCAAUCAGACUUUGCCGAAACUCAUUCAAAAAACUGGAGAAUCUGUAGCAAGAGCACGUGGCACUGCACUCGACUUUAUCGACAAGAUGUCUGUAUUUCCGAAUGUCCGCGCCACUCACAUUCUGCCGCAUACUGUUGUGCAACCUUUCGGACACGACACUGCAACACGUUUAGCGCAGAGUCGAGUUGAAAUUGUGAGCAGGAUGAUUAAAUCUUUAGGGUUAGAGGCACAGGCAUUUACAGCUGAGGUUGUAAUGGAUUUCUGUAUGCCAGCUUUGGAACACAAUUCGGGCGCUGUUCGAGAUGCAACAUGCCAAGUUAUUUAUCAAGUGUAUCGUCUCGCGGGCGCAGUUGUAAAGAGUAAAUUACCACCGGACGAGCCUUCUACUCGGAAAAAUAUCAUGUAUCGAAAUAUCUUUGACGAAAUGGAUAGAAUUGAUGGUAAACCCACAAAAGCUGAAUUGAAAGCACAACGAGAACGUGAAACGAAAGCGAACGAAAAGAAAAAACAGGCUGAAAUACAAGAACUUCAAUCACAAAUUGAACAACUUAGAAACGUUAAUGCAAAAAUACAACCUCAGAAAGAUACUGGGAAAAAGCAACAGCCACAGGCAGAAAAUCAAGCCGCACCGAGCGAAAGUCAAGAUGGUGACGAUACAUCAGCUUAUUUAGAUCGCUUGUGUAUAUUUUGCGGAGAACAUGACGAAAGUUUCAAUGAUGAAGGCCUUGAUCUCCAUUACUGGAAAAACUGUCCAAUGUUAAAACGUUGCGAGCAUUGCAAACAAGUCGUUGAAAUAUCAACGUACACCGAUCAUUUGAUUUCCGAAUGCGAUAAAAAAGGCUCGUUUGGAAAAUGUAGCAGGUGUUCGGAAGCGAUCAACCUUCCUGACCUUCAAAAACAUGUCGCCGAUAAAAAAUGCUUGAUCAACAAAGCAGAUAAGCACUCAAGGUGUCCGAUGUGUCACAAGAACAUCCAACUAGGAGAGGAAAGUUGGAAAUCCCAUCUUAUGGGGUCAGGAAGAGACGCUUGUCAAGAAAAUCCAAGACGAGUACCAUCGCUUAACAGAUUGAAAGGAAAAUCGGAGCAAUCUAAAACGGCUGGAAAUGCUUCACGAGGAAGAAAGCCCACAGCAGGGAAGCAUUAGAUUUACUAAUAUAAUGUUAUAUUAGAAAAGUAGUUUUUUGUUAAUAAUGAAUUCAUAUCACUGUGGCAUAAUAUGGUGUGUCUUCACCAUUCAAAAUACAUUAUUAUUAAAAGAGCGGAUUCAGUGGCUUUACCAUUCGUUUGCGGCAAAAAAGCUGACUCAGAACUCCACAGUGUUGAGUCUGUGACAUAAUAUGGUGUGUCUUCGCCAUUCAAAAACAUUUGUACAAAGUGAAUUCAAAGAGAAAUCUUGUCUGACUUUGAAUCAAAAUUUGACCCGGGAUAACAAAAUAAUUUGCUUCCUCACACUUAUAUGCUGGUGGAACUUUCUUGAAAACUUGCCGUGAGAAGACCUUGAUCAAUUGGUGGCUCUAGCAUUCGAUAACGACUUGCAACUCCACAAUAAUGUGUCGAGUUGAAUCAGAUCUAUAAUCUAAUAUUACAAAUGUUUUUACUGCAUUCUCUGUUGGACUCGCAUUGAAACAUGCUGUAGUGUUGUUUCGGUUGAAUUGGAUAGUUUAUCGUGUACUAUUUUACGUAACUAUGUCUGGCCUUUCUGUUCUAUUUGCUGCAAGGCAUAUGAAAUAUAACAAAAAUGUGUUUGUGAUAAAGGGCAGCAAGGCUCUUAAAUUACAGCAUUACUGCUGGGUGGUGAAGGGCAUGAGAAGUGAACAGGGGACAUGUGUAAGCUGCGUCGCUUGGGAUUCCAACACAGUUAAGUCCAAUUAGGUCAUCGCAUUGGAAAAUCAUUUUCAAGAUUUUUAAUUGUUGAACAAUGGUGUGUAUACUUUGAAUGAUGAUUCUGUUUAAAUUUUAAAUUUAACAUAUUUUGCACUUUUUUUUGUUACUAUCUUUAUUGUUUGUUCCAGUGUUGUUUUUACUCUCACCAUUAACAUUACACAUUUAGGGUAGGGAUCACAUACACUGAAAUGGAUAGAUUUCAUAUGUAUUCUUUUCUGAACUUGCUUGUUUAUUGUUGUGGGCUCUUGUUUAUCUCAAAACAGAAUAGAGUAAUUUUUAUUAUUAGUUUAGAAUAAACUGAAUAUUUUGGUUUUCAAAAAUAGUUUAGGAAUGUAUUUUGGAUGAUAGAUUCUUCGAUUAAAAUUUGCCAUUUUUGUAAAUUAAGCAUGAAUUAGCCUAUUUCAAAUCAGAAAUCUGUAAUAUCUAUCCCCGCAAUAUUAAGUCUGGUAAAAUAUCUCUCACAUUGCUGUAAAUAUUGCUACCAAGGCUGAAAAUAAUUUUUAUACGUUAUAUUUAUGCACCUUUUGCUUUAAACAAUGCUCUGCACAGGAGCUCCCAUGACCCACUGUCAGUUCAAGAGCCUGGUUCGGCAGUUCGGCCUACCCAGUUUAUUAUGACAUGGAAUUUGAAAUCAAUAUUUUCACUUGUGAUGCAGUGUCAAAGGUUUUGACCACCACGCUCACAAAAAUACUUUUCAAAAUCAAGCAAAUAGUUAUCAUAUAGUCCGAAAUUUCUGUUAAAUUUAUAGUUUUAGAGCAAUUGAAGUUCCAUCAGUAUACCAUAAACUAUAAUUUAUUUUAAAUUAUAGUAAAAGUCUGAUAGGCAAUAUAGAUGAAAUAUAAUAGGCAAAUAUUAAAGUUUACUUCAUACCAAAUCUCAAACAUCUUUUUUUAAACGAUUCCUAUUUAUGCCUUUUGCCCCAAUCUCAAGACUCUCUGAUAUCCAACAAUAUGUAAAAAUACCUUACAUCAAGAAAUAACAAGGUAGUGUGUAUUGGGAGAUAUAGUUUUAUGUUUUAUAAAAUGUUUUGAAUAAUUUGUAAAUAUCCAUGCUCCUCCCUCCGAUCAAGACUUCAACAAUAUGUGAAAAUAUCUCAAAUAUCUUACAUCAAGCUGGUGUGUAUUGGGAGAAAUCGUUUCAUGUUUUUUAAAAUGUUGAAUAAUUUGGCAAGCACUAACAGUUCAUAUAUUUCUGUAUUAUUCAUUCAAUUUUUAUUUGUACAGUUUUGUAGUUUAGUUUAUCCUUCUUGAAUUGUGUUAUAAAUAUUCUUAAAAAGUAUAAUUUGGUAGACAUAA
Messenger RNA from Styela clava, 5453 nucleotides. RefSeq names its product centrosomal protein of 104 kDa-like. The record is from RefSeq and is a predicted model, not a curated record. Gene Ontology annotation, cellular component: cilium. Lineage: Eukaryota; Metazoa; Chordata; Ascidiacea; Stolidobranchia; Styelidae.